AGGAGGGUGCAUGUGCAGCUGAGGCAUUCCUGGAGAGCACAGGGCUCUGGGCUCCCUGCUGUCCCAGGGCAGCCCAGAGGCCAGGCUGUUCCUGUGGCAGCUCUGGGGAAGUGGCUCAGGGUGUUCCCCUGGCCUGCCUCAAGUUAUUGCCAGGAGGAGCAUGCUUCCCUGUGCAGCUGUUUAGAAGUUUCCAAGGAAUCUGUCCCACGAAAUAUGGAGCUUGAGAUGGUUUAGGUUUGCAUUGCGGACUGUGUUACAUUUUGUGUCUCCACUUUGCAGGCCUGACUGGCUACCCUCUUGCCAAGAGGUUUUCCCUGGCAAGUCCCUCCAUGCUCCUUCCCUCCAAGCCGCUGCUUCCCAUCCAGAGGAGCUCUCCUGCUGCGACAUUAAGCAAGAUGUUCCACGGAGAGCAGGAGACUGGGAAACCUGGCAGCGGCUGGGAAGAGGAGGGUCAAAAGAAAGAGGAGCUCAUGUCAGAGGGAAAAGGAAUGAGGGCUUCCUUGCCAUACACCAGUGGUGGGGAAAUGAAGAAGGCGUCACUGGGACUGCCUUUGAUCCCCCCAAUACGCAAGGCAGGAAGUCUCCCUGUUGACAGUGCUGCGGGCUCACCGUGCAGCUCUCCCCGGCUGGAUUUCCAGGAGUCCCGGGAGAUGAGGCCAAGAUCCAGCAGCACUAGCCAAGAGAAGACCUCUGAACAUGCAGCUUCUUCUGAAUCUACAACAGAAACGCAGAGAAAGAAGGAAAAGAGCUCUCAGUGUAAGUCAGGACCUGGGAUGCCUCUGUUCCCAAGGGAACUCACGGACCCCUUCGGCUUGGAGAUUCAAGUGCCGGACCCUGGCCUUGGGAAUGGAGGUCUCAGCUCCCAGCCGGCUCAGGGGGCCUUGGCCCAGGAGCCCCAGGAGCAUGGCUCAGCCUCACAAAAAGGCCUCCCACUGAGCCAGGCCAAGGAGACAGACCAUCCCAGCAGUGCUGGUCUUACGAGGGACAAAGAGCUGAGGGCCAGCUCUGCAAAGGUGCGUGGUACAUUGUGCAAGUUGGCUCCAAAGAGCUCAGCGUGGAAGGAAAUGGAGCUUUUGGUAAAAGAGCUGAAGAGGAGACAAAAGGAAACAUCCUUGAAGCUUCCCCCAGAGACAGUUGAGCCUGGGGAUGCAGCUGAAGCAACCUUUAGCCUCCCACCUGUCACUGGCACAGCUCCUAGUGUGCAGAGAAAACACCCUGGUAGUGCCAUGAAGAAGAAGGUCGUGAGAAAGCAGGACAACGUGCCACUGCUGCCCAGUACGCCCACCCUCCCUGGGGAUGACAGCUUCCCACGCAACUCCUCAGUGACCUCGCAGACGGCCACUGGUGCCAAGCGCCGAGAGGAGCCGCUGCGUGGGCAUGGGCAGAAGGACAGAGCCUUUUCAAACCCACAGCAGUCCUUGCAGGAGGCACUCAGCAUGCUCAGCAGCGAUGACUGGGAACAGAAGAAGAAGGGACUCUUAAACAUCACACACCUGGCUGAGUCCCAUUCCGAAGUCCUGCUUUGUCGACUUCGUGAGAUUUGCUUGGCAGUUACCAGCGAGGUGACCAACCUGAGGUCCAAGGUGUCGUGCUCUGCAAUUGUCACUCUGGGAGAUCUCUUUGCCAUCUUGAGGAAGGACAUGGACUCCGAGGCGGAUGAGGUUGCUGCGGUCCUUCUCCACAUGGUGUGGAACUCCCCAGAGUUUAUUCAGAAGGCAGCCUGUCAGAGCCUGGGGAUGAUGGUCGAGAACGUGACUCCUGCACGAGCAAUGACUGUUCUCAUGGACAGGGGAGUCAAGAGCCGCUACGUGCAGGUGCGGAAGUGUGCGGCCGAACUGCUCCUAUCCUUGAUGGAGAAAAUGGGAGUCACGAAGCUCGCAGGCACACCCAAGGCUGAGAGGCUGGCAGAGGCGGCAGGGACGCUUGCUCAGGACUGUCACAAGGACACAAGGCAUUAUGGACAGGAGAUGGUGAAGAUGUUACUGACCCAUCAAAAAUUUAAAAAGCUUCUGGAACAAGCUCUUUCCACACAUGACCUGGAAGAUAUCCUGAGAAGAAUUAAGAAGAAAGGGAUGGAAAGCCAGAAGGGUGAACGCCCACCUGUCAAGGAGCCGGCGGAGAAGAGGAACGAUGGCCCGAAGGAGCCCCAGGCCACAUUGCCUUCAAGCAAACGGGUGAAGUCUGCCACUGUUGGACGCCUCCUACGCCGCCCAAAAGCCCAGGUCACAUCACCUGCAGCUGUGAAAGGAAGGGAGGAGCUCCAGAAGCUUUACCAUCUCCUGGAAGCCAAGGGGUUUCAGACACGGAUGGAAGGAGUGGCACUCCUCCUAGACCUGUGCAAAAGCAGCCCCCAGCUGAUCUCUGCCAACAUUGUCCAAAUUUUUGAUCAUUUUGUCCUGAGAAUAUCUGACACUCAUAAGAAAGUGAAGCAGAAGGCGCUGGACGUGCUGGCAGAAAUCAUAGGACUCCUGGAAGAUGCCCUGAACCCAGUGAUGAUCCGUUUGGUUGAAGGGAUAACAAAGAACCUAAACUCCAAGGAUCCCGGGGUUCAUGCCGCAGCUGUGAAGGCACUGGACCAAUCUGUGGUUCAUCUAGAUGAAGUAUCACUGAUGAAAGAGCUCAGCCACCAAUGGAGCCAACUGAGUGGCCAAGCUCUGCUGGAUGUCACAGAGCGGAUCACAGUGCUUGUGGAAUGGGUUUAUGCCAGGAGCCCUGAAGUGGUCCAGCGCUACGCCCUGCCCGUGCUCUGGUCCUGCCUGGAGAACAAGGCGCUGCCUGUCCGAAGCGCCAACGUCUGCGCUGUGGUCACCAAGCUUGCCUGCGCCCUCUGCGAGGCGAUGGGCGCCCAGAUAAUUACUUGUGCUGCCAGCAAGCCUCCACACGUGCAGGACAACCUCUCCAGCCUUUUGGGCUGGUGAAAGCAUCGUGUUCUCCAGAAAGCGGACCAAGUUCUGAGUUGGACACCUCUGGACGUGACAUUUUAGCUGUGCCAAAAAUGACAAUAUACAAAGGAAGGGUGUGCAUCUGCCCCUGCUCUCAUGAUCACCCUUCCUAGUCAUGACAUGGGAGGCUCGAAGCGAUUGCAGACCGAGGAAAAGGUGAAGGCCAAGCAUGGACCAGCAUGGACCAGCAUCACACAGAGGAAAGCGGGGAGGCCUGACUGGCUACCCUCUGGCCAAGAGGUUUUCCCUGGCAAGUCCCUCCAUGCUCCUUCCCUCCAAGCUGCUGCUUCCCAUCCAGAGGAGCUCUCCUUCUCCAAGCCAAGCAAGAUUUGCUGUGGAGAGCAGGAGACUGGUAAACUCAGCACCGGCUGUGAUGAAGAGAGUAAAAAGAAACAGGAGCUCGCUUCACAGGGAAAUGGAUGCAAGGCUUCCCUGCCGUAUUCCAGUGGUGGGGAAAUGAAGAAGGUGUCACUGGGACUGCCUUUGAUCCCCCCAAUACGCAAGGCAGGAAGUCUCCCUGUUGGCAGUGCUGCGGGGUCUCUGCGCAGCUCUCCCCAGCUGGAUUUCCAGGAGUCCCGGGAGAUGAGGCCAAGAUCCAGCAGCACAAGCCAAGAGAAGACCUCGGAACAUGCAGGUAAGUACAGGGCAUUUCUGUUCUGAAAUGACUAUACAUGUUAUGUCUCCACUUUGCAGGCCUGACUGGCUACAGGCUUGCCAAGAAGUUUUCUCUGGAUGCUUCGG
Messenger RNA from Motacilla alba alba, 3683 nucleotides. RefSeq names its product TOG array regulator of axonemal microtubules protein 2-like. NCBI's taxonomy places the organism in Eukaryota, Metazoa, Chordata, Aves, Passeriformes, Motacillidae. Gene Ontology annotation, biological process: microtubule cytoskeleton organization. The transcript is spliced from 20 exons. The record is from RefSeq and is a predicted model, not a curated record. Gene Ontology annotation, molecular function: microtubule binding. Gene Ontology annotation, cellular component: cytoplasmic microtubule; cilium. The coding region runs from base 330 to 2918 and encodes 862 amino acids.